Messenger RNA from Ananas comosus (pineapple), 999 nucleotides. RefSeq names its product probable 2-carboxy-D-arabinitol-1-phosphatase. The transcript has 6 exons. Gene Ontology annotation, molecular function: phosphatase activity. The record is from RefSeq and is a predicted model, not a curated record. Bases 98 to 922 code for a protein of 274 amino acids. Lineage: Eukaryota; Viridiplantae; Streptophyta; Magnoliopsida; Poales; Bromeliaceae.
AUCUGGGGAUAUCCGUGAUUCCAGCUGAAAUGUGCCCUAUCUUUCUAAAGAAACAGCGGAGGAAUUAGUGGCCAGCGGAAAGCGCUGGGACUUUGGAAUGGGUGGCGCUUCGUUGGUGGCAGCAGCGGCACCGCCGCCGCCGGGCAUCCUCGCUAUCCGCAACUUGAAGCCUCUCGGCGUCCGGCGGCUCUUCUCCUUUUCUUGCUCCAACUCCUACCCGCCCAACUGCUCCGGCAAACAAAGAAAUCUCAGAAAUCUCAUAACCCUAGUCCAUUGUAGUAUCAACAAUGUAUCCACGGAGAUCAUCAACAAUGUAUCCACAGAGAGCCCACCAGAAAGCGAAGUUUCGAUGACUGGUGCUGCUUAUGACUUCAAAGGAGCAACAACCUCACUUACAAAUGAGCUCUUGUCUUCUGCGAAGAAGGUUACUCUUGUGAGACAUGGAUUGAGCUCCUGGAAUGAGGAAAGUCGUGUUCAGGGAAGUUCAGAUUUGUCCAUAUUAACAGAAACUGGAGCCAUGCAAGCUGAGAGAUGCCGUAAUGCAUUGAUCAAUAUGAACUUUGACAUCUGCUUCUCUAGUCCUAUCUCAAGAGCAAAGUCUACUGCUGAACUUAUAUGGCAUGGACGCGAGCAACCACUAAUUUUUCUUGAUUCAUUGAAAGAGGCACAUCUAUUUUUUCUCGAAGGCAUGACAAAUGCGGAUGCUAAGAAGAAAUACCCAGAAUUGUAUACCAAAUGGAGAGAAGAUCCUGCUAAUUUUCAUGUCGAAGGUGUUUAUCCUAUACGAAGGUUGUGGGGAACUGCAAGAGAAGCUUGGAAAGAAAUUUUGUUCUCACCGGGAGAGAGCUUUUUGGUAGUUACUCAUAAGUCCAUUUUGCGAGCCCUCAUCUGUACAGCUCUUGGACUAGGUCCAGAGAGGUAAGUUCAAGUGCUCGUAAUCUCCAAUGUGUGCGAUUUAUUGUUCUCUAACACUAGAGCCUCAAAGGUUACAAAUAUUUC